Molecule: messenger RNA, 2065 nt
Organism: Daphnia magna
Lineage: Eukaryota; Metazoa; Arthropoda; Branchiopoda; Diplostraca; Daphniidae
Product: cytochrome P450 4C1
Exons: 11
Coding region: 201-1715 (504 amino acids)
Molecular function (GO): heme binding; oxidoreductase activity, acting on paired donors, with incorporation or reduction of molecular oxygen; iron ion binding
Source: RefSeq, a predicted model, not a curated record
AGGUAGAAAAGGAAAUCUUCUUUGAAGGUAGCCAGAUACAACUACAACGUUAUACUACCUGACAGCAUUCAUCUCUUGCCUUUUAAGCAUCUUUCUACCAAAUCGGUAGCAGUUUCUUUGGCUGAUUUUUAUUUGUUAAUGGACGUCGAGUCGACGUCAGUCACCACAAGUUCGCGCCAAUAGCUUUGCCCCAAUUAACAAUGGACGUGCUGACUGUUGUUUUGUUUUUCAUCGUGGCUUCGCUCGCUUGGUACUGGAGGUGGGAACGCUCUAUUUUUGUUCGGCAAGUGGACGACAUCCCUGGACCGCCCAGAGUGUUUCUUUUCGGAAACAUCUUUGCACUCCCUCGAGAUGGACCAGGACUGUUACAGAUAUUCAAUGUAAAAUGGACAAAGGCUUAUGGCCACAUCUAUCGAUUUUGGCGAGGUAUGUUCGCGAUUGUCAACAUUUCGUCUCCUUCCGAUGUCGAGGUCAUUUUGACUAGCCAAGUUCACAUCAAUAAAAGCAUCACCGGUGCUUUUCUGUUACCAUGGCUUGGCGAUGGACUCUUACUGUCUGCAGGCGAUAAGUGGAGGAAAGAUCGAAAAUUGCUGACUCCGGCAUUCCACUUUCAAAUUCUUGAUGGCUUCUUUGACGUCUUUAAUCGCAAUUCCGAAAUCUUUGUCGAGCAAAUCAAGAAAAGAUUGUUGGUGGAAAAGGAGAUUGAUAUUUAUCCAAUGACUUCCCGAUGUACGCUGGACAUCAUAUGUGAGGCUGCAAUGGGAAUCCAGAUUGAUGCCCAAUUGAAUUACGAUUCCGAAUAUAUCACAGCAAUUGACAGAAUCGAAACGAUGAUUCAAGGAAGAAUCAACUCUCUUCUUGGACUACUGCCAGAUUGGUUCUACUUUCAAUUCACGCCCCAUGGACGAAAACUUCAAAAGUUCUUGGAUCUUGUUCACGGUUUCACACGAAAGGUUAUGAUGGCUAGGAAAGCCAUAGUGGAUGAACAAAAUGCUGACGAAGCUGCAACGGAAAAUCAGCAGUCAGGAUCAAGAAAAAGACGAGCUUUUCUAGAUUUGCUGUUGGAAGCUGCGCGAAAGGGGGCUGCCAUGAGCGAGACAGACAUAAUUAGCCAAGUCGACACUUUCAUGUUUGAGGGUCACGACACCACAUCGGCUGCUGUUACAUGGUUCUUGUACUGUAUGGCAACGCAUCCACAUGAACAGGAUCGAGUUUACCAAGAGCUACAGGACUGUUUCGGCGAUUCGGACCGGCCUUGCACCCUAGAAGAUCUAUCAAAGUUGAAACAUCUGGACUGUUGCAUCAAAGAAUCAUUGCGUCUUCAUCCGCCAGUUCCAUUUAUUAGGCGCGGGAUCAACCAGGACGUCCGUUUAAGUGGCCACACUAUUCCAGCCAAAACUUCCUUAGGAAUUCAAAUUUACGCUUUACACCAUAACGAGGAAUUCUUUCCAGAUCCAGAAGCAUUCAAGCCGGAACGAUUUCUACCCGACCAAACGAUUGGUCGAAAUCCAUUCGCUUAUGUGCCGUUCAGCGCUGGUCCAAGAAACUGCAUCGGUCAAAAAUUCGCUCUUUACGAAGACAAGGUGAUUGUGACAACUCUACUUCGUCAGUUCCGAUUCGACAUACAUCCAGAUCGUCUCCCAAUACGAGAAUCAUUGAAUAUGAUUCUGAAACCAGAAGGUGGAAUGCCUUUACUCAUCACACCUCGCUGCUAAACGUCACUGUAUCAGCAAUCGUUACCUAACUCAUCCGUUCAACAGGAAUCAGAUGUUGAUCGCCCAGAAAUCACGAAAGUACAGUUCAGAAAAUGAGUGCCAAUUUUUAAACAUGUAGUGACUAAACGUAAGAUAAAAUUUUAGUUUUCAUUAUGAAUUAUUAUUACCACAGACAAACAAUUCCAUCCGCAAUUUGACGCAUUUCAUUUGGUUUUGAAGUCCUGCGGUCAUUGGAAAACUGAAUUUAAACUCUUAUAGAAUUUUAUAGUAAACUUCCUUAUACCCCGUUAGAUUAAACAAUUUAGAAAAUGGCAUACGAUAUUGGCUCUCAAUACAAAAGGCAAUGUUGA